Messenger RNA from Penicillium salamii, 3075 nucleotides. The record is from the annotation of a GenBank genome assembly. NCBI's taxonomy places the organism in Eukaryota, Fungi, Ascomycota, Eurotiomycetes, Eurotiales, Aspergillaceae.
AUGGCUCCGCUGUUGAACACCUUUGCCGCAAUCGCCCUUGGGGCCGGUAUCGCCCAAGCCCAGCUCUGGGACAAAGUCAUCCAAACUUCUUACGGUCCCGUUGAGGGAUACCAAUACUUCAAUCAAUCAACUUUGGACAAGUUCUUCGACGGCGCCGAGUCCAAUGUGGCAGCAUUCUUGGGUAUCCCCUUUGCCGCUGAUACCGGAUAUCAGAAUCGAUGGAAGGCGCCUCAGCCUCGCGAAGUGUGGAAUGAGACCUUGAAAGCCACCGAGUUUGGUCCUUCUUGUCCAACUUCCUCCAUGGGCGGGUCUGCCAUCAGCGAGGACUGCCUGAGUCUCAACAUCUGGACCAACGCCAAGUCUGUGGAUUCCAAGCUCCCCGUUAUGGUUUGGAACCAGGGCUCCGAUGAGACUAGCGACAACACUUGGUACUAUGGUGGUGGUAUGGCAUUGAAGGACGUGAUCCUCGUCAGCUUCAAUCGUCGUGAUGAUGCGUUCGGUUACCUUGCUACCCCGGAGCUCAACGCGGAAGGACUCAAAGCCACUGGCCAUGAAACUUCUGGAAACUAUGGUAUCCUCGAUCAGUUGGAGGUCCUCAAAUGGGUCCAAAAGAACAUUGCCAAGUUUGGUGGUGAUCCUGACCGUGUUACUAUUGCCGGCCAGUCCUUUGGCUCCUCCCAGGUUUACCACGCGGUAAACAGUCCUCUGUUCUCUGGGUACUUCCAUGGUGGUAUUUCCCAGUCUGGCAUCAGAUAUCCUAAUGAUACCAUGCUGGCCGGUCUGGCAACCUCCUACGUCAACAUGUCCACUGCCAUCUCCAACAGUGCCGCCUAUAUCAAGGCCCACAACGUUUCCACAAUCGCGGAAAUGCGGACCCUGUCUAUGGAAAGCUUGGUUGAGGGUGCUUCCGACCGAGUCACUAAUAGCUCCAUCUGGUGGGUCACUGCGCUGUCAGCCGGCUACCCUCUGAUCUUCAAGCCCGUUCUGGACCAUUACGUGCUUCCUUCGACUUACCUCGAGACUUUGAUCAAUGGACCUGCCAAUGAUGUUCCUGUCAUUACUGGUAACACCAAGGAUGAGUCCGGUGCCUCCCCAGGCACCGACUACACCGUCGCCGAGUACGAAUACUACUGCGGACUCAAAUACGGCAACCUUUCCAGCGAGUACUUCAAGCUCUACCCAGACCACAACAAUGGAACCAUUGCCUCUCGCGCCUGGAACGCCGCUGCCCGUGAUCUCUCGCUCAUUGGCUCCUGGGCCUAUGCCACAGACUGGUACAAAUCGGCCACUUCAGACUUCUACACUUACUACUGGACCCACGCGCCCCCGGGCCAGGACCAAGGUGCCUUCCACCAGUCUGAAAUCAUGUACGCGCUCAACGCCCUCUAUGCCAACGAUGAGACCUACCCGUUCACUGCCGUCGAUUUCGAGAUCCAAGAGCAUAUGUCCGCCUACUGGGCCAAUUUUGCCAAGACCCUCAACCCUAACAACGGAGGUUCUUACAAUGGCAGCAAGACCUUGCCGCGCUGGAGCCCUAACAGUGCCAACGGUACUCAGGUGGUUAUGGAACUUGGUAACAAGUUCAAGAAUGUGCCUAUCGCUAAGCCCCGACAGGUCAAGUUCAUGAUGGACUACUUCCACCAGCAGAUCAUUGACACCAUGGUUGCUGAACACAUCACCCUGCGCAACAACACCUCCACUCCAAUUGUCCUGAAGCGCAUCGAGCGCUUCCGGGCACCAGAGGCGGGAGGGUUCAAUGCCUUCAGCACUAUGGCCAGGAACCUGACCCAGGUCCUGACCAACCAAACGCGCAGUGACAAUGUCGCGACAAUCGAGCACGACAGCCAACCCUUCGAAGAGAAAGAUGUAGACAUCCGCAUCGAGCCAUUCACAACCAAGAAGACCGACCUGCGCCCCUUCAUCGACUCCAACAAAGAGCGCGCGCGUCUCGUCUUCGAAGCAGAGGGCCAAAGAUACCAGAUCCAAGCCCCAGUCCCAACAACAGAAUCAGAGACCAUGAAACCAUUAAGCGAGAAUCCCAAAUUCCGCUUCACAGGCAUCUACGUGACCCCAGAAGCAUUCCUGGCAGUCUUCUCGUCCGCAAACCUCAAUGCCUGGAUGCGCGAAUUGCGCGAUGAUACUCUCCUCUCGGCCCUGUCUAUCCCAGGUACCCAUAACUCGCCAACAUGUCAUAUUGCACCACCCUCCGUCCGCUGCCAGGCCGUCAGCCCUAAAGAGCAGCUCCAGAAUGGAGUGCGGUUCUUCGAUAUCCGCGUGCAGCCUCAGUACCCUGAUCAUGAUGACCGAGACGAAUUGAUCCUCGUACACAGCGUCUUCCCCAUCUCGCUAACAGGCAACAAGUACUUCCGGGAUCUGAUGAACGAAGUAGACGACUUCCUGGAACGCAAUCCGUCCGAAACCCUGGUCGUCUCUGUUAAGCGCGAGGGCGCUGGCCCGGCCACUGAUGAGCAACUCUCACGCAUCCUGGCUGAUCACUAUGCCAAAGCGGGUAGUCGGUGGUGGGUACGACCCAAGAUCCCGACAUUGGGCGAAGCGCGAGGCAAGAUUGUUCUUCUGCGCCGGUUCAAUCUGCAGGAGAAGCUGAAGGGCGAACAUGGUGGAAAUGGCUGGGGUAUUGAUGCGGCUGCUUGGGCGGAUAAUACAGCUCACGCUGUGUGUCCCAGUGGACAACUUUGCAUUCAGGAUUUCUACGAGGUGCUGGAGAGCGUGAACAUCGAGAAGAAGGUGCAGUAUGUCUCUGAGCAGAUUGAUCGGGCCAGCUGCUGUCGGUAUCCGUUUGGUGUUCAGCCUGACGCGCAUGCGACAAAGGCAUUCCCCUUCUACAUCAAUUUCUUGAGUGCGAGUAAUUUCUGGAAAACGAAUACUUGGCCUGAGAAGGUGGCUGGGAAGGUGAACCCGGCUGUUGUGGAUUAUAUCUGUCGUCGGGGCAAGGAGCAUGAUGCUGAUUGCUCGACUGGUAUCCUUGUUACGGAUUGGGUUGGUCUGAAUGGCGAUUGGGAUCUGGUGCGCUGCAUUGUGGGUAUGAAUGCCAAGCUGCGUUUCAGAGAGCACUAG